AUGAAAUCUGUAACAAUAAACCCAGUUCGUAAGAUCUAUGAAGCUAUGUCAAUAUCGCCAACUGAACUCAAGACGAAAGAAAACAGAGAAUGCUCAGCGACCGAAGGAAAUGAGUUUGACGAUCUUCAUCUUAAGAGAGAUCUCUUAAGAGGUAUCUUUGAGAAGGGAUACGUCAAGCCAUCGCCAAUCCAAGAGAAAGCAAUCCCUAUUGCACUAACCGGUAAAGACAUUAUGGCCAGAGCAAAGAACGCGAAGAGCCUAUGA
Messenger RNA from Heterostelium album PN500, 264 nucleotides. RefSeq lists its product as uncharacterized. Gene Ontology annotation, biological process: cytoplasmic stress granule assembly; P-body assembly. The coding region runs from base 1 to 264 and encodes 87 amino acids. NCBI's taxonomy places the organism in Eukaryota, Evosea, Eumycetozoa, Acytosteliales, Acytosteliaceae. The record is from RefSeq and is a predicted model, not a curated record. Gene Ontology annotation, molecular function: mRNA binding; RNA helicase activity. The transcript is spliced from 3 exons. Gene Ontology annotation, cellular component: cytoplasmic stress granule; P-body.